AUGCACACAUCCCUUCCCCUCACGAACACAUCCCUUCCCCUCACGCACACAUCCCUUCCCCUCACGCACACAUCCCUUCCCCUCACGCACACAUCCCCUCCCCUCACGCACACAUCCCCACCCCUCACGCACACAUCCCUUCCCCCUCACACGUCCAGUCCCUCCCCCUCACGCUUCCAUUCCCUCCCUCUCACGCUUCCAUUCCUUCCCUCUCACUCUUCCAUUCCCUCCUCUUUAAGCCUCCGUUUCGGAGGCCUCCCCUCACGCUUCCAUUCCCUCCCCUUCACGCUUCCAUUCCUUCCCCCUCACGCUUCCAUUCCCUCCCCCUCACGCUUCAAGUCCCUCCUCUGCACGCUUUCAUUUCUCCCGCCUCCCCUCACGCUUCCAUUCCAUCCCCCUCACGUUUCCCCUCCCUCCCUUCCGUUCCCUUUUCACUUUUGCACAUCCACUCCCAUCCAUUCCAACCCUUCACCCAUUUCCUUCCCUUCCCUCUUUUCCCUUCCCUUCCCUUCCAUUCCCUUCAUAUCCCUUCCCUUCCCUUCCUUUCCCACCCCUUCCCUUCCCUUCCAGUACUAUCCCUUCCUGUCCCAUCCCCUGCUUACCCUACCAUUCCCUUCCCUUCCUCUCCGUUCCAGUCCCCUCCCUUGCUUCGGGUGCCCUUACCUUCCCUUCGUCUCCUUCCCUUCCUUUCCCUUCCCUUCCCAACCCUCCGUUUCUCUCCCCUUCCUUUCCAAUCCCUCCCCGUUCUCGCUUCCACUCCCUCUCCCUCACGCUUCCAUUUCCUCCCCCCCACCUUCUCGCUUGCAUUCCCUCCCCUGCACGCUCCCAUUUCCCGCCCCCCCCUCCCCCCCUUUCACGCUCCCAUUCCCUCCCUUUCACGCUUCCAUUCCCUCCCCCUCAGGCUUCCAUUCCCUCACCUACGCGCUUUCAUUUCCCUCCCCCUAUCGCUUCCAAUCACCCCCCCCCUCGUUUCCAUUCCCUCCUCCGCUCGCACACGUUCCCGUUCCCGCCCGCUUCCAUGCUAUUUCCUGCACGCUUCCAUUCCCUCCCCCUCACGCUUGCAUCCCUUCCCUUCCUUCCCUUCCCUUCCGUCCCUUCCCUACCCAUCCCUUCACCAUCCUUCGGUUUACCACCCUCUCUUUCCUCUCCCCUAGUUUUCCCUCCCUCCCCUUCCAAACCUCUGCCAAUGAUUUCCUCCACUCCCACCCCUUCCUUCCCUACCAUUUGCUUCCCUUCCCGCUUUUCCCUUCCUGUUCACGCUUUCACACCCUCCCCCUCACCAUUGCAUUCCCUCCCCACCAUCCCCCCCCCCUUCACACUUGCAUUCCCCUCCCCUGCACGCUUCCAUUUUCAUCCUCCACCCCCCUUUCACGUUUCCUCCCUCCCCCUCACGCUUCCAUUCCCUCCCCCGAACGCUUCCAUUCCUUCCCCCUCACUCUUCCAUUCCCCUCCCCCGAAGGCUUUCAUUCCCUCCCCCUCACUCUUCGAUUCCCUCCCCCUCACGACUUCCUUCUUCCUCUCACUCUUCCAUUCCCUCCUCUCCACGCCUCCAUUUCCCCCGCCUCUCCUCGCGCUUCCAUUCCCUCCCCCUCACGCUUCCAUACCCUCCACCUCACGCUUCCAUUCCCUCCCCCUCACGCCUCCAUUUUUUCCCCCUCACGCUUCAAUUCCUUCCCCCUCACACAAACAUUCCCUCCCCCUCACGCUUCCGUUCCCUCCUCUGCACGAUUUCAUUUCUCCCGCCUCCCCUCACGCUUCCAUUCCACCCCCCUUAUGUUUCCCCACCCUCCCCUUCCGUUCUCUUUUCACUUAUGUUCAUCCACUCCCAUUCCUUCCAACCCUGAACCCCUUCCAUCCCUACCAUUUCCUUCCCUUCCAGUACUAUCCCUUCCCGACCCAUCCCCUGCUUACCCUGCCAUUCCCUUUCCGUCCUCUCCGUUCGAGUCACAUUCCCUCCACCUUACUCACUUGCCAGACACCUCUCCGUGCUCUCUAGAGGUGGUUGACUCCUUUCUCCAUGCCUCUCAUGCCUGCUCACAUCUGCUUUUCGCUGACUUCCCUCAACAGGUGCGCACUCAAUCUCCCCAGCAAGUGACAUCGCUGACGGUAUGCGUACUGCAACACGACGUUGUCUCAGACCUAGGUGUGUAG
Messenger RNA from Closterium sp. Naga37s-1, 2151 nucleotides. NCBI's taxonomy places the organism in Eukaryota, Viridiplantae, Streptophyta, Zygnematophyceae, Desmidiales, Closteriaceae. The record is from the annotation of a GenBank genome assembly.